Messenger RNA from Pygocentrus nattereri (red-bellied piranha), 4773 nucleotides. RefSeq names its product striatin, calmodulin binding protein (gene strn). Gene Ontology annotation, molecular function: armadillo repeat domain binding; protein-containing complex binding; calmodulin binding. The record is from RefSeq and is a predicted model, not a curated record. The transcript has 18 exons. Gene Ontology annotation, cellular component: dendrite. NCBI's taxonomy places the organism in Eukaryota, Metazoa, Chordata, Actinopteri, Characiformes, Serrasalmidae. The coding region runs from base 1 to 2367 and encodes 788 amino acids.
AUGGACGAGCAGGCGGGCCCCGGCGUGUUUUUUAACAACAACAACAACUCGGUGCUGCCCGGCGGAGGGAAAGCGCCACAGCCGGGCGACGUGGGAGGCGGAGAGGCGGCCAGGGCGCAGUACAGCAUCCCGGGGAUUCUGCACUUUCUGCAGCAUGAAUGGGCCCGUUUCGAGGUGGAGAGGGCGCAGUGGGAGGUGGAGCGAGCCGAAUUACAGGCUCAGAUUGCCUUCCUGCAGGGUGAGAGGAAAGGCCAGGAGAACCUGAAGAAGGAUCUGGUGAGGAGGAUCAAGAUGCUGGAGUACGCUCUGAAGCAGGAAAGGGCAAAAUACCACAAGCUGAAGUAUGGGACUGAACUCCAGCAGGGAGAUAUGAAAGCACCGAGCUAUGACUCAGAUGACGGGAAUGAGAAUGAGGCUCUUCCAGAACCCCCCAACAGCCAGCUCAGCUGGAAGCAGGGAAGACAGCUACUGAGGCAGUACCUCCAGGAGGUGGGCUACACGGACACGAUUCUGGAUGUGAAGUCACAGCGGGUGAAGGCUUUGCUGGGGUUGGCUGGGGACAGUGGAGAGCGGCCCGGGGAGCGGAGGCCAGAGCCCAUGGUGAACGGCACAGAGCCUUCAUCGCUGAAGGAUAGCACCACCACCAUGAUGGGGAAACCAGAAAUGUCUGACUCUGCGACAGUUCUGGAGGCUUUUAAGUUCAUUGAGAGUGCAGCAGCGGAGUUUAGUGAUGAGGAUGAUGAAGAAGACAGUGAAGGGAGGGACAAGACCAUCAUAGACCUGGCCACACAAAUGGUGAGGAAAAAGGUGUCUGCAUCUCCCUCGUCCUCUUCAGCUGACCUGAGUGAUGACCCAGACACUGAGGAGGCUCUGAAGGGCUUUGACUUUCUGGCCAGCAGUGAGGACAUGGAAGGGUCGUCAGAGUCUCCCGGCACAGGAGAUACUGCUGACUGGGACAAGGAGGAGCAGAGCCCCAUGUCUGAGGCCUGGGACGUGGACCAGGGCCUCAUCUCUAAACUCAAGGAGCAGUACAGGAAGGAACGCAAGGGCAAAAAGGGGGUGAAGAGGCCAAACAGGUCUAAGCUGCAGGACAUGUUGGCUAAUCUGAGAGAUGCUGAGGACCUUCCCUCCAUGCAGCCCCCGGUGGCACCCCCUGCAAGACCCAGCCUCCCCCGGCUCAAUGAGCAUGAUCUGGGCCGCGCUGAUGAAGUGGAAGCUCUUACGUUCCCCCCGUCGUCUGGCAAGUCGUUUAUAAUGGGAGCAGAUGAAGCUCUGGAGAAUGAGCUUGGUUUGGGAGAGCUGGCUGGUCUCACUGUCGCCAAUGAAGCCGAGAGCCUGGCCUAUGACAUCACGAAUAACAAAGAUGCUCUGAGGAAGACAUGGAAUCCAAAGUUUACUCUGAGGAGCCAUUUUGACUCCAUCCGCAGUCUGGCAUUCCACCCAGUAGAGCCGGUGCUGGUCACAGCCUCAGAGGAUCACACACUGAAGAUGUGGAACCUGCAGAAGACUGCCCCGACCAAGAAGUGUGCUGCUCUUGAUGUGGAGCCCAUUUACACAUUCAGAGCUCAUAGGGGUGCAGUUCUGUGUGUGGUAAUGAGCAGUAAUGGAGAACAGUGCUUUAGUGGGGGAGUGGAUGCAACCAUUCAAAGCUGGAACACUCCAAAUCCCAACAUUGACCCCUAUGACUCCUAUGAGCCCUCUGUGCUGAGGGGGGCGCUGUGUGGUCACACCGAUGCCGUGUGGGGUUUAGUGUACAGUUCCGCUCACCAUCGGCUGCUGUCGUGCUCGGCAGAUGGGACAGUGCGGCUGUGGAAUGCUGCAGACACUUCACCUGCUCUUGCUGUCUUUAACGAGAAUAAAGAUUUGGGUAUCCCCUCUUCUGUGGACUUGGUGUGCAGUGAGCCAGCUCAUAUGGUCACCGCCUUCAGCAAUGGCAGGAUGGGCAUCUUUAACAUGGAGACGCGGCAGCUGGUGCUGGAGCUGGAGUCCCAGACUGCAGGGGAGCCAGAUGCUCCUCAUCAGAUUAAUAAAGUGCUAAGUCACCCAACACUGCCAAUCACCAUCACAGCACAGGAGGAUCGCCACAUUCGCUUCUUCGACAACAACACAGGCAAACUGAUUCACUCCAUGGUGGCCCACCUGGAUGCUGUGACUAGUCUAGCAGUGGACCCCAAUGGGCUCUAUCUGAUGUCUGGUAGUCAUGACUGCUCCAUCCGCCUGUGGAACAUGGAGAGCAAGACGUGCAUUCAGGAGUUCACAGCUCACCGGAAGAAGUUUGAUGAGUCCAUCAACGACGUGGCGUUCCACCCCACCAAGUGCUACAUCGGCAGCGCCGGUGCCGACGCCCUUGCCAAAGUCUUCGUAUGACCUCUGACCUCUGUUCCUUCCAUGGACCAGUGGGGGUCUGAGGCCUGACCACAGAUCCUAAAAGGAUGGGCAGGAGGUGCCUUUUAGAUAGAGCUGAGGGUUCCUUUGGUGAUAUGCAAGCUGGACAAGGCGGUCUGGAUUGGAAUUUUGGGAAGAUGGUGGGUGGCAAGAAGAAAUGAAAGGCACAGACUUCACUCCAGCCGUUUUUACUCAUGAACCCCUGGCUGAAAUGCGUAAACCGUCAUCCGGGCAGGCCUGGGUGUGUGAUGUGGACAGAACUCUACAGUGCAGGAUGAUGGAGGAAAAAAAACACCAAACUCCACCACCAGGGGGUGGUCCUUUGAGCUACUCCUUGUUUGUCAGCCUCACAGGAAGUUGCGCGCUUCCCACACUUCUUUUCCCUUUUUUUUCUUCUUCUUCUUCACCUUUUUGAAAUGAGAGAUCGUGAGAGAGCCGACAUGAUGGAAGAGUGCCGCACUUCAGUUCCCAGUCCAGAUAGCCUCUCUUAUGUUCCCUCAGUUCAAUGAUGAUGUGCCUUUGCUUCCAAAUCUCUGUAAACAGCGGUAACUUGUAGAUCUCGGUUGGGUUCGGAUUAGAUGGAGUUCUCCCCAGUUUAUCGCAUUUAUUUAUGCACAGGGCCCUGUUGUAUAGCGUACUAAACAAAUACCAAUCGAUUUGUUGUGCGGCAGUGUUGAGUUUUGAUAGUUAUUCCCAGACAUUUCCAUACUGGAUUUGGAACCAUGCAGUCUGCUUGCUGGAUACUUAAAAUACCCAAGCUAAAUGUCUCUAAAUUUAGUCAUCAAAAAAUAUUUCUUUGCCCCAUUUUCAGUCAGUACGCUCUUCAGAACACACAUUUAAAAUAGUUUCUCUGAGGUAUAGUUGGAUAUAUUUUUAUACACAAUGUUCAAUAGUCAUAAUCCAUAGUUCAGUUAAAGUUCAACCAGGGCUAGAGUUGUACAUAGAAUGACAUUAAAGUAACUUAUUUAUUGAUGGAACCAUUACCAAAUUUUCUCUGUGGCUUUACAUCUAAAUACGAAUGAUUUGUUUUUUUAUUGUACUGCGUUUUUCCUCUAAUUUCUUAAGCACCUUUAACUUUAGCUAGUAAACCCCCAGAUAGGAUUCUAUACAGUAUUUCUUCGAAGCAUUAGGUUGUGAUAUCUAAGCUUUUAUAGUUUUAGAAAAAAAAAUAGUCCUCAGUACUAAACCCGCCCUCUUUUCUGAGGAGGACGACCAAAUGAUCCAGUAGAACUGUAUGUUUAUGCAACAGCUACAGUAUAAUCAUUUUUUUUGCUGUUUUUUGGGUUGCUACUGGGGGUUUUUUGUAUAUGAAGUACCUGAGACACCAUCACUAUUGUGUAAUGCCAACAUUGUAAUGUUCCGACAAACUUAGAGAAGUGGUGAAGUCCAAUGAAAUCUGUUGUCAUGUGAUUAAAUUUGCCUAGAUUUAGAUCCAGUCGUAUGAAUGAUGCUUAUUGUGUUUUGGAUUCUGACACAGUGGACAGCUAAUGCACGAGCAGAGGUCAUCUUGACCUCCCCCACUGUGUGUUCAAACAAACUUUGGACAAGUUGUACUAAAAUUGCAGCGAUAGCUUUUUAUGGUUUUAAGGGAUGAUUUUAUUGAGUUUUUUGAUUAUUUAUGUACGCCUUUUUUGUUUUCGUCAAAUGGAUGCUUAUUAAGAACUUUGUCUUUAAGGAAGGACCUGCAGUCUGUACAGGUUAGUGCUGGUUGGUCUUACGUUUACGGUAAAGCUAAAGUAAAGAAUGAUGGAAGCCAGAGAACAAAACUCUCCCUCUCUGAAUCAAUGCAAACUUUCUCAACCUUUUUGCACAUACAGCUACACUCCUGCUUCAACCUACCUGGUGGGCUGGUUGGUUACACCUUCUGUAUGUUUGGAUAUGUAUUUUAUAUAUAAUUGUUUGGAGCAAAUACUAGUUUAUUUUAAUUUCCUUACUGUAUGUUUGGUGACAUAGGUUGCAAAUGGAUCGUAACCCGGAUUUGAUGCAAGACGAUAUUUUUUAAGGAUUUUUCUUUUCUGUCUGUGAUUACUUGAAAUAUGUAGGAGUGUUUCUCUGGGGGUGCCUGUAAUAUUCUCUUUACUGAAUGGUGGAAGAUUUGCCAGUCUUAUCAAGAAUUCUACAUGCCUUUUUAAUUGAGCACUACAAAGCAAAUGGAGCGCGUGUUUAUGUGUAUGUAUGUGUGUGUGUGUGUGUGUGUGUGUGUGUGUGUGUGUGUGUGUGUGUGUGGUUUCUUUAUUUUCAGGUCAUUAAAUGUUGAGUUAAUGGAAUUUAAGGUGAAUUUUUGCUACUUAACCAAAUGGGGAAUAAUUUAGUAAAAUUGGAUUGGCAGAAAUGGCUGGAGAAAGUGAUGUAUGUGUGCGAUAUACUGGUAAAUGUGUUUAUCCUUUU